Molecule: messenger RNA, 1443 nt
Organism: Danio aesculapii
Lineage: Eukaryota; Metazoa; Chordata; Actinopteri; Cypriniformes; Danionidae
Gene: asb13a.1
Product: ankyrin repeat and SOCS box containing 13a, tandem duplicate 1
Exons: 5
Coding region: 156-1076 (306 amino acids)
Biological process (GO): protein ubiquitination; intracellular signal transduction; positive regulation of protein catabolic process
Molecular function (GO): protein binding
Source: RefSeq, a predicted model, not a curated record
UCCCUUCCGUGUUUGCCGUAUUUAGUCUGAAGUGUCGCAAGUCAUAACAGCACACAAGCGUCUUCUCUAAAUAUAGCAUACAUUUACCUUGUCAGCAUGUUGUUUGUUUGCUGUACGAGUGAUCUAUAUUAGAUUUCACUUAAAUGUAUUAAAUUAUGGAACUGACCUCUGCCAGAUCAACGUAUUAUGGUGACAUCGGUCACUGGGCAGACCGUACGCCGGUACAUGAGGCUGCGUCUCUGGGUCGCGCUCUGCAGCUACAGCGGCUGAUAGAGGCAGGAGCAUCAGUUAAUAUCGUCUCUGUGGAUAACUUCACACCUCUGCAUGAUGCCUGCAUCCAAGCCCAUCCGAACUGCGUUAAAAUACUGCUGGAGGCUGGAGCUCAGGUGGAUGUACGCACCAUCCAUGGCAGCACUCCUCUGUGCCACGCUUGUGCUGCUGGCAGUAUAGAAAGUGUAAAGCUGCUGGUGGAUCACGGAGCAUCGGUCAACCCUUCCCUGACCGCCCUCACAGCUUCCCCCCUCCACGAGGCCUGCAUACGAGUGACACUUUACAAGGUUUGCAUCAACACUGUUUUUAUGCGGUUUAUAUUUUCAUCAAAAGUACAUCUCUAUGCAGGAAACCCAGACUGUGUGAAGCUGAUGAUAGCCAAGGGAGCGCUGCUGGAGGCCUUUGACAUUUACUUUGGGACACCCUUACAUGCUGCCUGUGCUAAAGCUCAUUUCGAUUGUGCCCUGUUGCUGCUCAAUGCAGGUGCAAAAGUGAAUGCCACAAAGUUCCAUGAGACGGCACUGCAUCAUGCGGCCAGAGCGGAGAGAGAGGAUCUGGUGGAGCUGCUGGUGGAGUUCGGUGGAGAUGUCAACAUAAGUGAUAACUUGGAUCAUAUACCCAGAGACUACACAAAGCCAGACUCUCCUACUAAUCUUUGUCUACUGCAAUAUGAGAGUAACCCGCUGUCUCUGCAGCAGCUGUGCCGUAUCAUCAUGAGGACUAUGGUGGGCACCAGAGCAAUGGAGCUGAUCCCCAAACUGGACAUUUCACAGCGCAUCAUUGAUUACCUCAUGUUUAAAUCAUAGAUCAGUUCUGAAUAGACUAAUUUAAUGCAUUACGUUUUGUGGAGUCUUAAUUUUGCAUCUAACAAUUGAAUAAAGCUGCUGUUAUUUUGAUUUAAUUUAAUAAUUUUAUUUGCUAAAUGUUAUAGAAUGCAUUAUAUAAAAACAAUACUGCUAUGUGUGCACCUAUUCAUUGUACACAUUGCUGUCAACACUGCCAAUUUUACAUUGUCCUGUUUUUUGGUAGUGUGCUGUUGUAUGUCGUUGUAUUUGCACUGUCUGUAUUUUGUACUGUCAUUGUAUUUGCUGAUGAUGUGACAAUAAAAGUGAUUUGAUUUGAUAUAGUACAACACAUAUUGGCGGUUCAUUCCACUGUGGCAACCCCUGAUUA